GGGUGGGAGGAGUGAAAGCGGAUGUUUUGAGCUCGUGACUUCCGUCUCCCUUCACGGCAGAUCAGCUGGAAGUCCCGGGGAAGAAAGAGCCGGGGAGAGCGGAGAAGUCCCGGGAAGGGGAUGGAGGAGCGGCGGCCUCUAUUGGCCAGGUCCCCCCGGGUGUACGGGCGGCGCUGGCUGGUGCUGGUCCUGUUCUCGGCUCUGGGAUUCUUUCAGGGGUUGGUGUGGAACACUUGGGGGCCCAUCCAGGGCUCGGCCCGGGUCGCCUAUGGCUUCUCCAGCCUGGACAUCGCGCUACUCGUCCUGUGGGGGCCCAUUGGGUUCCUGCCCUGUUUCUUCUUCAUGUGGCUGAUGGACAAGAAGGGUCUGCGUGUGACUGUCCUGCUGACCUUGUUGUUUAUGGUGCUCGGAGCCGGUCUGCGAUGUGUGCCCGUGUCGGACUUGUCGAUCAGGAGAAGACUCAUCCACGCAGGUCAGCUCCUGAACGGGUUCGCGGGCCCAACCGCCAUGAACGCGGCUCCUUUCCUUUCCACAACGUGGUUCGCACCGGAUCAGCGAGCCACGGCCACGGCGAUCGCCUCCAUGCUCAACUACCUGGGUGGAGCCUUCGCGUUUCUGGUCGGCCCCCUCGUGGUGCCGGCUCCUCCUAACGGGACGACCAGCGGCCUUCUGUCUAAGGAACAUAUUGGGCCAAUAAAGGACAAGAUAGAGGCUGUGAUGUAUGCAGAGUUCGGGGUAAUCGCUGUGGUCUUCAUAGCGGUUGUGGCGUAUUUCCCCCCUCGUCCGCCAGUCCCCCCCAGUAUCGCUGCCGCCAGUCGCAGGUUGAGUUAUCGGAGUAGUAUCUGCAAGCUGCUUAGCAAUGUUCGUUUCCUCAUGAUCGUGCUGGCUUACGCGAUCCCUCUCGGGUUUUACGCUGGGUGGUCGGGGGUUCUGGAUCUGAUUUUUCGAUAAUUACAUAUCGGUCCUCCUCCGCAGGUUGAUGCCGGCUGGAUCGGAUUCUGGUCCGUUGUUGGGGGAUGCGUUGUCGGAAUCGCUGUGGGCAGGUUCGCAGAUUCCAUCCGGGGAGUCCUGAAGCCCAUUCUCGUUUUACUCUUCUCAGGCUCCACGUUGGCAGCCACGUGGUUCACGCUCACCUUUCUCAGUAAUUUCACUCACCUUCCUCUCACUACAGCGACUCUGUACACCUCGUGUAUCCUGAUCGGCGUUUUCCUGAACGGCACGGUGCCGAUCUUCUUUGAGAUGUUCGUGGAGACGGUUUAUCCGGUGCCGGAGGGGAUCACCUGCGGAUUCGUCACCUUCCUCAGUAAUAUCUUCACCGGGCUCCUGUUGGUGCUUUUAACCUUCUAUCACACAGAGUUGUCGUGGCUGAACUGGUGCCUGACGGGAUCUUCCUUGCUCAGCUUGCUUUUUAUUGUGUGCUUCAGGGAGUCCUACGACAGACUCUAUCUGGACGUCUUUAUUUCCGUCUGAUGGCCCCCGGACGGGACUGAACUGUCGGAUUAGGUUUUGCACAUAAUGGACUGUAGCCGUGGACUGCCGAAGCUGCACUACUAACGGACUGUCUCGUCGUUUCACUCCCCGCACCGGAGAACCCGGGACUCUCCUUUCCUCGAGGAAGUCUUUUUAAUUGUCGUCCUUCUCCGGAUACGUUAAUAAAAAUGAACCUUUUUAUCUUUUAAUGAAGAAUGGAGGACGACGCGUUCACUACGAUUUUUAUAUUCAGCGUUGGGAGCGUUUUAUUGGUUCGCUGGCACUUUAUCUUGCUGUCUGCUCCGUGUCCUUGCCCGCUCCCAUACUGGUGGAGGAAACCGGAUUUAAAGAGCC
Nanorana parkeri is the source of this 1824-nucleotide messenger RNA. It is a transcript of the gene SLC49A4, whose product is annotated as disrupted in renal carcinoma 2. Lineage: Eukaryota; Metazoa; Chordata; Amphibia; Anura; Dicroglossidae. The record is from RefSeq and is a predicted model, not a curated record. Gene Ontology annotation, biological process: transmembrane transport. Gene Ontology annotation, cellular component: membrane; intracellular membrane-bounded organelle. Gene Ontology annotation, molecular function: transmembrane transporter activity. The transcript is spliced from 9 exons.